AUGGCCACGACUAUGUCCUUCCACCAUUCCAUGAACGACCAGCACUACAGAUCCAUCAACAUGGACCAGGAAACCUUGCAGCUUGUGCCAGACUUUGUCUUUCCUCCUCGACCCACAACAGAGCAGCCUGCCAUGUCGAAUUCUAGACGACCCGUAUCAAUGAAUCUGGCUCCCACUUCACACCAUGGUCGUUCUCGAUCAGCGCGACAGUCCACAUCCGCGCUGCCAACCUUCAGCUUCAACUCGUCUGACACUUCCGGCCGUCUAGACAACCAACCUUCGUCACCCACAACUCCGACGCCUCCUACUAGCCCACCAAAGAGCGCCGGACACCGUAGAGGAGCCAGUGAAUUGGUUGGCGGAGAUAGUCGAAUGGGCUUGAUGCUGGGUCCCAGCCCUUCAAAACAUCUUGGAUCUCUGCCUGUGCCAGACCUCAGUGGUUCGCCCUCCAAAAGACGCGGACACGCUCACCGGAGAUCAACUGCCAUCUCGGGUCAUGACCUCAACAGCAUUCUUCAACCAAGAGACGCCAACGUACGACCCCAGAGCCCGGACCCACAAACGCCUACUAUUGAGUCUGUCAACCAACCACAAUAUCCUUCGCCGGCCAAAUCAGUGAAUGAGGAACGCAAAUCUAGCGAAAGUGUUUUGGCCGUGCUAUCUCCCUCUGGAUCAGUUGCGGAAGAGCCAAUCGCACGCCCGCCUUCUAGGCCUCGUGUUGGUUUCUCGGAGAAGAUCGAGUUUAUCCCCCGGCCACUUUCAACUGUUUCUGCAGACACUACCAGCUCCGCAUCUACUGUCCGUGGUCAUUCAGUAGGAAACAGUUUGUCUUCGGUCAUCAGUCUCGGUGGUAUUGGAAAUCCCUCUCCUAGAAGGACAAUGAUAACAAUCCCCGACCUUUCUUCUGAAGUAUCGCCUAGAACGGUAUCAAAUAUGGCAUCCGACGCCAUGAUCAAUGCCGAAACGCCUGUCCUAAGCCCUCCUCCAACCUUCAAGCUUCCUAAUAAUAGCCUGACCUUCGCUCCGGAACCUACUAGCGAUGUUCCUCGACUUUCCAAGAAGAAGAACUUCUUGAAACUCGAUCGCCGCCGCAGCGAGCCAUUGAUUUCGCUUACCGCAUCAGCGGAUAUCGGAACUUCGACCAUCUCACUGCAAGAGCCUGUGGUUUGUGAUGACUCUCAAAUCCCCGCGAGGAGAUCCAACACUGCCGGCCAAGGUCUGCACCGCGAGUCUUCCCGAAAGAGAGUCAAGAAGUGGGCAACGUCAAUUCUUGGUCGUAAAGCCAAGGAUGGAAAGAAAACAAAGCAAACAGCCGAUACUUCGGAGGAGAGUGAGAAUGGUGAACAGACACCUGAUCUCGGACCCCAGGUAACAGACCUCUUUGGUGAGGAGCCCGAUCUUGAUGCUUUGUUUGGUCAAGAUCCUUUCACCGAUGCCGACGAUAUCACAAGCCCCUCAAUACUCUCACCGCGGUCGGAAAUGUCGGACUCAUUCUUCCCUUUCCUUUCGCCUUCAUCAGCAGGAGGCGAUGACACGAGUCCCGUCAUCGAUCUGGACGCUGCUCUAGGACCUUACGGAACCCCCACAAUGAGCUGGGAAGAGUCGCGCCCUGCUACCAAGAGAAGACAGCUUCACAGCAGCAGGCUAAACAGAGACUUCACUGGACCAGGCAUGCAUUACCACCGUAGAACCGAAAGUGCCCCUGCUUUGGUCCCCUUCGAAUUUGCUGGCAGAGCCAGCUCUCCAGCACAAUCUCCAAUGGACGAUGUUUUCGAAGAAGAGGAAGAGGAAUUAGACGUCGAAGCUGUCAAAGAACCGAGCAUUGGUGAAGCAUCGAGUCAGGCAGACGAGGAAAUCGGUACUGGCAUCCAGGUUGUCGACGCUGCCAACGCACAGCUUGAGCCAAACUUUGACUGGAGCUUCGAAGAUGGUCUCGGAAUCGAGUCUCAAGGCUCAUUGAGGAGUGCUCAAACUUCUGAUUAUCUCCAGCGUCAGUCUACCCCACCACGCACGUCAGUGGUCGAGGAUACCAUUGUAGAGGAACCGACACUCUCAGAAACGGCUGCAGACUACGAUGAGCCUCGAGCCUCUUCUGUCACAAAAUCGUCAGAGUCUAGUGGUGCUCGCACUAUUCUAGCAGAGGACAAUGGUCUUGGUCUUCCUACUCCAAACAAUGCUCCCCUCACACCUACCUCCAAUGUCGCCUCAACCUUCUCAUCUCCGGAUCUUGCGCGCAAUCAGGGAUCUUUCGACGCCUUACGUCUUGGUACAUCAGCGUCUUCAAUCGCUGAUACUCGUACCAUGAGCUCUUUCACUACUGCAGAGCCAACGCCCGAGCUAUACAUGUCGGCUGAUGAUGUUCCCUCUUUGACUAGCAGUCGUUCGACCAUGAUCAGUACCAUGUACCAAACAAGCCCCCGUCGCGAGACUAUGGAUCGACCUGUGUCGGUGGCAUGUGGCAAUGGUCAGGCAGACAUGCAAGCUUCUGAACGCCGUCGCAAGCGCUCAAGCAUUCAAAGCUUGAGCAUGCUCUUAGGUGGCCCCUUUGGUGAGAGCAGGCACAGUCUCAGAACCGAACAACGUCCUCAAACGGCCAUUCCUCCGUCUGUUCACCAAGAGAACAAGAGGAAGAAGGAGAACCGUCUGAGCAAGCUGAUGUUCUGGCGAUCUAAAAGCGAUUCACGUACCAACCCUUUCCAAACCAAGUGA
Messenger RNA from Aureobasidium melanogenum CBS 110374, 2709 nucleotides. RefSeq lists its product as uncharacterized. NCBI's taxonomy places the organism in Eukaryota, Fungi, Ascomycota, Dothideomycetes, Dothideales, Saccotheciaceae. The transcript has a single exon. The coding region runs from base 1 to 2709 and encodes 902 amino acids. The record is from RefSeq and is a predicted model, not a curated record.